AUGCAGCUGCAAGCGUUUAUUCUUAUUUUAACGAUCAUAUUGGGACUAGUUUCGUUAAGUGAAACCAUACCAUAUCCGAGGCAUGGUUAUAGGCAUGGCCACCGACGUGGUCACGGCCAUCAUGGAAGACAUUCUCCACGUGGCGGUUUCGGUCGAGGAGGUGGCUUCGGAAGUGGUUAUGGCCAAAGAGGAGGUUUUGGUCAAGGAGGUUUUGGUGGUGGAUUUGGACGUUUCCCAGGAUGA
Strongylus vulgaris is the source of this 243-nucleotide messenger RNA. Lineage: Eukaryota; Metazoa; Nematoda; Chromadorea; Rhabditida; Strongylidae. The record is from the annotation of a GenBank genome assembly.